Messenger RNA from Frankliniella occidentalis (western flower thrips), 1577 nucleotides. RefSeq lists its product as uncharacterized. Lineage: Eukaryota; Metazoa; Arthropoda; Insecta; Thysanoptera; Thripidae. The transcript is spliced from 3 exons. Bases 79 to 714 code for a protein of 211 amino acids. The record is from RefSeq and is a predicted model, not a curated record.
GGUCGCCAGUAGCGGCCCGCCUCAGUCGAGUCCCACAGUCUGGUCCGACACCCCGUCCUCUCCUCCCCACCUCGCGAGAUGCUGCUGUCACUGGACGCGCUGCGGGCCUUGUCGCUGCUCGUGCUGCUGGGCCACGCCGCCCUGCUGCCAGGUGUCUCCACAAGGCGCACUGGCCAGAGCGCCGCGGAAAUUAACGCCGCGAAUGAUGCCGCUCAACACGAGGCGGUCCUCCGCCCGAUCCGCGAGGACUGGAGGGCGUUCUUGAGGUGCUCGGACAACAACAGGUGCGACUAUCGGACGGGUCUCUGCCCUCAACCCGAUGACAAAUGCGUCGAGAUGGCCAGGCACCAGUGCAGGUGCGGCUGCCUCGGCUACCCGGGGGUCACCAUGAACUCCGAGGUCUGGGACGAGUGCUGGGAGGCCUGCGAGCACAAGAUCGACAGAGCGUGCGAGGGCACGACGUUGUGCCACUGGGACGACUGGGACUGCAUGCACCUGUGCCCGGCGAGGUGCCGGUGCGAGUGCGCGCAAAAGGACAGGAACCGGACGACCAGCGCGCCGGCGGCGACCGGGUCCGGAGACAGCGGCACGAGCCCGCCCGAGGCGCUCCGGCUCAGUGCCGGCUCCUCUAGAGCCGCGCUCAGCACCACCGUCACGCUCGCGGCCCUCACGACCGUCACGAGACUGUUCAGCACACGGGGACGUAGUCUGUGACUAUGUGACGGCGUGACUAUGUGACGAUGUGACUGUUUGGCGGCGUGACUGUGUGACGGUGUGACUGUUUGAUGUUGUGACCGUUUAGCUGUGUGACAGUUUGACGGUGUGACUAUUUGACGGUGUGACUGUUUGUCGGUGUGAUGUAGAGAUGGGCGAACAUGUUCGCAUUCGAUCGAACUCGAACGAACAUCGAGCUGUUCGUGAUCGCUCGAACACGAACAUGAGGUGUUCGGAUUCGAAAUGUUCGGACACUACUCGAACAGAAGUUCGUACGCGAACAAAAUUGAAAUAUGUUUCAGAAAUUCACCUCAAAUGUGGGUAUAAUUGAGAGGGCAGUAGCAGUUUAAUAAAUAACUACAAGUUCACGCGUUAAUGAGACUAUUGUAAACCAGAAUGGAUAGCUUUUAUUACGCGUAAGCAAGAAAAAUUGGUAAUAAUUGUUCGUGUUCGGAUCGAAUUUGAACAUUAGAUUGUUCGGUUCGGUUCGUUCGAAGAAAAAAGUGCUUGUUCGUGUUCGUGUUCGUUCGAAGAUUUUUUGGACCAAAUUUGUUCGAGUUCGUUCAAAUUCGAACUGGCCUGUUCGCCCAUCUCUAGUGUGAUGGUGUGAAGAUGUGUCUAUGUGACGGUGUGACGGUGUGACGGUGUGACUGUGUGGCGGUGUGAGUGUACCAGAUAAGCAGACGCGCGGUGGAGUCGCGGCCGUGGGCACCAGAUUACUUUGUCGCUAUCGCGGGUCCAGCCGUCGCAGAACCACCAGAGCGUCGCGCUGGAGCGCGUGUCGCCGCGGCGGCCGAGAACUGCACAUGCUUCCGUGUAACAAUCUAUAUAACCGAGUAAAUAUUUGUCAAAAAAUGAAACAA